AUGACGUCACAUCCGAGAUAAACAUACGCAGUGAAACCUUUGGCUGUGCUUUUGUAUAGUAUAACGAGCAGGUUAAAGGACAGCGUCUUGCGCAUGUAUCAAGUAAGACCAAAAGCCAAAGCUCUACCAAUAGCUCCAAAAUGAGCCGCGACGCCACCAUCCACAGCUGGCCCGGCUCCUACUAUCUGACCUGGGGCAAGAGGUGGGAGAACGGCACGCUGUCCCUCAGCAGAACCUCGGUGCGUUUCGUUUCGAACACAACCGGGGAGACCCUCGCCAGUUUCCGCCUCUCCCGCAUCAGUGAGCUCAAAAUGGAAUCGUCGAGCUUCAUCUUCAGUACCCUGACUGUGCUGGAGGAGGGCAACGUAAAGCACUGGUUCGGCUCCCUCAAACCCAACCGAGUGGUGGUCUACAACGUAAUGGAGCAUUUCUGGAGAGAGCGCCUGCUGUCCCCCACCAGCUCGGAAGCCGGGGGUGCGGUCCCUGGGAGUGAGCCCUCCAAGGGCCGGGAGCUCAUCAACCUCGUUGCAGGAGCCCAGAGACGACUGGAGGACACCGGGAGGGUCCUCAGCCAUCAAGGAGAGCAAUUUGACAGCAUGAUGCAAGGCCUGGAGAAAAUGGACUCGGACCUGGGAGUGGCUGAUAAACUUUUGUCUGAGCUGGAGUCUCCUUCCUGGUGGCCUUUCAGUAAACUCCCAUGGAAGAUUCAGCAGGAAGCCAAGGCGGCAGAUGCAGCUCGGGCGGCCGCCGCAUCCAAAGCAUCUGCUCGGAGCAAAGUGAUUGCCAGCAUCCCGGCCGUGGUGUCAAAAGACGGCGACUGUGAGCUGAAACCCGGCUGCUUACUGGUGCUGCCGUCUUCUCUGGAGGUGCGCGACGCCGCUUGCCACCUGCUGCACCGCUUUGAGCGUGGCGAGGUGGACGAAAUCCGCGUGCACAGCCCAUACGAGAUCACAGUGGGGCAGCGCUUCAUCGGCAGGCCCGACAUCCGCUGUCGGCUUUUGUCGGCCAAGAUGCCGGAGGCGCUGGCUGUGCUGGAGAUCCAAUACAAGAAAAAGGUGGAGUUUUCCGCAGAGUACGCCGCCUUUAGGACCACACCCACUUCAUCACCGUGUGACACGGAGGCCAUACACGACACUUUGAUGCUCGGGUGCCAGGAGACAGAGGUUCCCAUGGAGGUCCCAGCGGGGGAGCUGUCCCAGCUGCAGGUGCACGUCGUCCAGCCCACUAUGACCCAGGCCGAAGCGCAGGAGCUCAAGCAGAUGCUGCUCCAACUGAAGAGCCUGGCCCUUGAGGCCGAGACAGAGUUGGAACGUCAGGACGAGGCGCUCAAUGUCCUGACUAAGUCAGCCGAUCAAGCCUCCAUGACCAUUGGGAAACAAACCUGCCGCAUGAAGAGACUGCUGUAGAAGAUGCAGAGUCCGGACAGACAGACAGCUUGACGGUUAGAUGGACAGACAUUGUUUGAAGGUUCAGCGGGGCACUUCUUGAGACAUGUAAGAGUGAGGAGAACCCAUUUUGAAUGACUUCGCAUUUGUUUACAUUUAUGAAUGCAACUUUUUUUAAUUUAUUGAUCAUGAUCAUUUAAAGAUUUACAUUGUUUUAGUGACGAUAAUCUGGCCAUUGUAUAAGUAUUAUUACACGCAAAAUAUUAAAUUAUUAUUCGGUUAAAAUUAAUAACUAAAAACAGGUAGUCCCCGGGUUACAAACGAGUUCCGUUCCCAGGCUGGCGAUGUAACCUGAAUUUCCGUGUAAGUCGGAAUUAACCCUUUGAGUAUCCCAAGUUACCCCCUGAACUUAAAAAUACCUGUCCAAAAACAUGUAUUAUACGUCAUAUUAAAAAGAUAAAGUAAAAAAUAAGAUACUGUGAGGUACGUUGUGUUAAAUGCUGUUAUAUUCAAUGACUAUUCAGGCUUUAAAAAAAAAAAAAUCGGACUUGACGAGUGAGCCGCCUUGCUGAGAGAAAAGGGCGCUGUGGAAAGAGUAGCGAGGCGAGAGAAUAGGAAUAUUAUGGCCACUCAGGUCACCAGCAUCCCCUCUCUUAACGCGAGCCCCCCUUCCAAACUAAAAAAAAAAACGGCUUGAGACUGGCAAGAGGAGUUUGCGCUGGGAGAAAGCAGCAGCAGAACCCCUUCCACCAGGCACGAUGACGCGAGACCCCGCUUUGACGCUGACCAUCUGGUAUGGGUGGACGUCCGCGCUUGACCUGCCGGAUGUUUCCCAGCCCACUGCCAUAGGCUGGAUGCCCUCAUCUCUCGUUGCUCAACAUUACCAACAACAGCAGCAGCAUGAGAACAAGGAAGUGGGAGCUGACGCCGUCAGGAACUGAAGGACUGUGGCAACGGUGCUGGGGGAGGAUGCGAUCUUGACAUGGCAAGCGAAAAAAAAAAAAAAAGGAAUGGAGACUCAGGUGUCGUAAAUUUGAAAUCGCCUAAAUCGGGUACAUCGUAACCCGGGAACUAACUGUAAUUCUAAUGAAAAAAAAAUAGUUGCAAUAUCUGUAUGUUAUUUAUUAAUUCUCUAUACACUGCUCAAAAUAAUGAGAGGAACACUUUGAAUACACAUCAGAUCUAAACGGGGAAAAAAAUUAUCUUGAAUAUCUUUCUUAACAAGUAGGUCAUGUAUUAGUAACAAACUGACGCCACAUAAUUUGACAGGAAUGAAAAUGAUCACCCAAUAAUUAAAGACACCCCUAAAAUGAAAGUGAAAAAUAAUGCAGCAGACUGGCCCAUUUUUCCAAAAUGUAAUUGUAGGAACUCAAAAGGAUAGUUUGUGUGGCCACCACACACUUGUAUACAUCUCUGACAAUGUCGGGACCUUCUCGCGGAUCUCCGCCCAGAUCUGGACCAAGGCAUCCCUGAGGUCCUAGUCAGUCUGAGGAGCAACUUGGUGUCGCUGGAUAAACCUAAACCUAAUGUCCCAGAGGUGUUCUAUUGGGUUUAGAUCAGGUGAACACGGGGGGCCAGUCAAUGGUAUCAAUUCAUUCAUCCUCCAGGAACUGACUGCGUACCGUAUUUUUGGAUUAUAAGUCGCAGUUUUUGUUAUAGUUUGGCUGGGGGUGCGACUUAUACUCAGGAGCGAUUUAUGUGCGAAAUUAUUAACACAUUAUUAUAUCAUUUCACAUGUUAUUUUAGUGUUUUAGAGUGACACUGAUGGUUUGGUAAACUUGUUAGCAUGUUCUUUAUGCUAUAGUUAUCUGAAUAACUCUUAAUAACUAUGUUAUGUUAACAUACCGGCCACGUUCACAUUUCAUUGUUAAUGCAUCAUUUAACAAUAAUCAUACUGUACACUUAUUCAGCAUGUUGUACUAUAUUGUAUUUUUUAUUUUAAAUUGCCUUUCAAGAUGACAUAUCUGUUCGAUGUGUUAGAUUUUAUCAAGUAAAUUUCCCCCGAAAAUGCGACUUAUACCCCGGUGCGACUUAUAUAUGUUUUUUUCUUCUUCGUUGGGCAUUUUAUGGCUGGUGCGACUUAUACUCAGGUGCGACUUAUAGUCCAAAAAAUACGGUAAUCUAGUCGUAUGAGGUCGGGCAUUGUCAUGGACCAGGAGGAACCCAGAUCCCACUGCACCAGCGUAGGUUCUUACAAUGGGUCCAAGGAUUUCACCCCAAUACCUAAUAUGAGUCAGGGUGCCAUUAUGUAGAGGUCUGUGGGCCCUCCCGAUGAUAUGCCUCCCGAGACAAUCGUUGACCCACCACAAAACCUGUCGUGCUAAAUGACGUUGCAGGCAGCAUGAUGUUCUCCACAGCAUCUCCAGACCUUUUCAUGUCUGUCGCAUAUACUCCGUUUGAACCUGCUCUCAUCAGUGAAGACAAAGGGCGCCAGUGGCGUAGUUGCCAAUUCUGGUGGUCUAUGGCAAAUACCAAUCGAGCUCUACUGUGCUGGGCAGUGAGUACAGGGCCCACUACAGGACAUCGGGCCCUCAGGCCACCCUCAUGGACUCUGUUUCAGAUUGCUUGGUAAGAAAUAUUCACACCAGUGGCCUGAUGGAGAUCAUUUUGUUGGGCUCGGCAUCCUGUACCUCCUUCUACAAAGGAGCAGAUACCGUUCCUGCUUUAAAGACCUUCUACGGCCCUGUCCAGCUGUCCUAGAGUAACUACCUGUCUCCUGGAAUGUCCUCCAUGCUUGUGAGACUGUGCUGGGAGACACAGCAGACCUUGUUGCAAUGGCAUGUAUUGAUGUGCAAUCUUGGAGAGGUUGAACUACUUUUGCAACCUCUGUAGCAUCCAGGUACUGUACAGUGCUAUCAAUAGAGAUGCUGAUCCUAGCCAGACAAAAAAGUACAACAGUAGAAAGUAGGUCAGUAAAAUAUCAGCCGAAAGAGAUGAGGAGGGGAAAAACAAGAAUCAGUUGCCUCAACCUGAAAACCAAUGCACCUGAUGUUUAUUUAAUUGACAACAAAGAUGCUGAACGUUAUUAGCAACCCCAUCUGCUACUUAAUUGGCCGGAUCAAUAUGCCAGAAGUUUGACUAAUAGGUUGCUGUACGCUGCUCUGAUUAAAAAGUGUUCCUCUGAUUUGUUUUUGGAGAAGUCUGUUAUUAUUUUUACUACUUUCAUUGCUAGUAAUCUUAUAGUGGAUAAUUACAAUUAUUUUUUUACUCUCAGUUUUUAAAAGGAUAUUUGUAUUUACUUUAGCUUUAGGAUUAUUGUUAUCAGGAUGAUAAUAGUCCUAAUACAUUGAAAUAAAAAUACAGAAAAUAUAAAUAAUUCAUAAUAGAUAUCACUACUAUCAUUAUUUCUAUUUUAAUCAUUUUGGUAUCGGGCCCAUUCUGUCUUGAAUGCACUUUAGCAGAUAGUAGAUGUAUUUUCUAUAAAUCUAAAUAACUAAAUAACUGUGGGAUAUUUAGCUUUUGUGUUUUAUUUAGCUUUUGUGUUUAAAUAUUAUUUAUUAAUUAUUUAUUUUUGAACUCUGGAUUACGUUUUACAGUUUAUCCCUUAAAGGGUCGAUGCUUUUUGAGGUACCCACUUUAAUGAGGAUCACUUACGGGGUCCAUUUGGGAAGUGCACUUCCUACUGAAAUAUUGCAAAGUUAGCAUUGCUCAUUGUAUAAAACAGGGUUUGGAACGAGUAUGGGGUAAGGCCCAAACAUCUGAUUGGACCACAUACGCUCAUGAUGUUUAUUUUUGAUGCACAAAGCACACUGAUGCUCCGAGACAAUGUGCAUGUUUCACUUAAAUUAAUAUCUCUGCUCCUUUUCAUUCAGUGUAAAGGUCUUCAGCAUGUCCGCGUCUAUGUGUCAUGUCAACUAUGUGUUCCAUGUCUUGCUGUAAAUAGAAUACUAUUUCCUCAUUAACACCAAAAGCUGUGAAAUGUGUGAAAGACUGAAACAUUCAUAGUAAUUAGGCAUGUGCCGGUAUGAGAUUCUGACAGUAUGAUAACCUUAAGCAAAAAUAUCACUGUUUCACAGUAUCACAGAAUUGUAAUUACAGCUCUAAAAUGUGUUAUUUUGAGAUGUCUGGGUGUGGAAAAAAAACCUUUUUCCAUUGAACAGGAUUUUUAUUUUUCAAAACAAUAUUAACAAAUUGGAACAUAAGUAUAAUGGUAAACUGAAAAAAAUACAAGUGUUAAAAUAAAUAUAACUGAACAAAAAAGAACUGAAAUAUUUUAGAUAAAAAAAUGCAGUCCUUUAGGUGAGCCUAAACCUUCAGCCGCAGCUCAACAUUAUUAUAGUUAGAAAAUAUUUGAAUUAUUUUCCUUAAAAAACCAUGUGUAUAUGACUCGUAUCAUGUUUACAUUUUACACACACUCUCUCAACAAUAAUAAUGAAAAUACAGCACAUGCUGUAUUAUGAAAAUGUUGUUUUGAACAGAUGUUUACAAUUGCGGAAGGCUUAAACAAAAGUAGGCUAAUGCUAGAGAGGAAACUAGUUAGCCGUCUUGGCAUGCUAAUUACCCACUUUAUCUGCCUCGUUAACAAGCUUACAUUAUACUAUGUUUUACCACCGCUAGACACACUAAACACACUGGAGUUAACUCCUGUAGCUGGUGGGAAACGUUCACGACAGCGUUUACUAACCUUUCAUUUGUAUAAAGCCACAGGUGAUCUCCUCUGGCAGCCACCCUUCGCAAACAUAUUGGUUGGCCCUCCUCCUCUAACCCGGGGUCGUCUGUAGCUCUGUAGCCGGCUGUAACUUUUCUGUAGCUGACGUAUUUCCAUACCAGCAACUUCGUUUUCCUCAAUUGGGGAAAAAGUUCAGGUUUUUCACCUCCUCCAGCCAUCGUGUAACACAGCUGACUCACUGAGCAACAACAGGACGGGGAGGGGUGAGCCCUGCAGCUUCAAGCGAGGAAUUUCCUUGCAUUUUUGGGACAUAAAAAUUGCAAAUACCGUAGGAACAGUAUGACGGAAAAUUUUUGUGGUUUUAAACCGUGACGUUUUCAUAGCACGGUAUACCUUGAAACCGGUAACCGGCACAUGUCUAAUGUCUAGUAAUAAUGCUUUGAGUGUCUGUUUCAUGUCCCAAGAAAUGACUGCACGAACAGACAUUGUGUCUAUAAUCACUACUGUUAAAAGUAUGUAUCAUGCAUAUUGUGACAAAGAAAUAAAGCCUCACCAUCAUCAGUCUUAAUUUUUAAAAAUUGUAUUAAAAACUUGGAAGGCCUUCCAGAAUGUGGAGCCAUAUUAUUACUAUGAACUAGCAUCUUUUUUCGUCAAGUGUUUAAAAAAUACAUUUUUUAAGAACUGCUCGUAGUUUUACUCCAGGAGUGCAGAGGAGAAAAAUAUCCAAG
Messenger RNA from Corythoichthys intestinalis (scribbled pipefish), 6722 nucleotides. RefSeq names its product synaptosome associated protein 47 (gene snap47). Lineage: Eukaryota; Metazoa; Chordata; Actinopteri; Syngnathiformes; Syngnathidae. Gene Ontology annotation, biological process: synaptic vesicle fusion to presynaptic active zone membrane; synaptic vesicle priming; exocytosis. The transcript is spliced from 4 exons. Gene Ontology annotation, molecular function: SNAP receptor activity; syntaxin binding. Gene Ontology annotation, cellular component: SNARE complex; plasma membrane. The record is from RefSeq and is a predicted model, not a curated record. The coding region runs from base 141 to 1406 and encodes 421 amino acids.